AUGAAGAACCCUUUCAAGCGAAGUCCGGGCCCUGCAAUCGAGGUUGUACACGCCCCUGCGGAAAGCGAUGUGAGUGAGAAAGCGGAUAAUGCCGCUGGAGGUGUCGAUGUCUCCGAGGCGGCAGCGGACCUAGAAAAAAUUGCCCAUGCUCAUCAAUAUGACCCCAAUCUUCCGCAAGAAAAUAUUGAUGCCGUCAAGAAAGCUCUGCGCGAUGGAGACGCCGAAGAAAUACUCGAGGCCGAUGCGAUUUUUACUGAGAACUCGCCAUACGCAGAAGUGCGUGCCGCUGUCCGCAACACUGACGGUGGUGAAGUUGCCAACACAGUGCGUGCCUGGGUCCUCGGCAUGGUUUUUGUAACUCUUGGGAGUGGAAUCAACAUGUUUCUCUCCAUGAGAAGCCCAGCUAUUAGCUUCCCGUCAGUGGUGGUGCAGUUGCUCGUCUAUCCCAUCGGAUGUCUCUGGGCCAAGGUCUUGCCAACCAAGGUUUUCAAUACCUUCGGUGUCCGAUGGACACUCAACACAGGCCCGUUCACCAUUAAAGAGCACGUGGUCAUCACGCUGAUGGCGAACGUCUCCAUUGGAUAUGCCUAUAGCACCGACGCGCUGCUUGCGCUGCAAGGGAAACCCUUUUACGACAUCAAUCUUGGUUGGGGAUUCGCGCUGUUGUUCACGCUCAGCUCACAGCUGAUCGGCAUUUCCUUUGCCGGUAUGUUUAGGAGAUUUUUGAUUUGGCCAUCGGCUAUGAUGUGGCCAAGCAUUUUCUCGAACACGGCGUUGUUUUAUGCGCUGCACGAUAAGAGCAAACAUGACAAGGCACAAGCCAAUGGGUGGGAGAUCAGCAGAUAUAGAUACUUCUUCUACGUCCUCUGUGGAAUGUUCUGUUACUACUGGAUUCCAGGUGUAUUGUGGCAAGGAUUAUCUGUAUUUGCCUUCGUGACAUGGAUACGCCCCAACAAUGUGGUCCUAAACCAGAUUUUCGGAGGCUUUACUGGCCUAAGUCUGAUUCCAAUCACAUUCGAUUGGACAUAUGUCAACGCAUAUUUAGGCGAUCCCCUACUUGCCCCAGUCCACACUCACAUAAACACACUUAUUGGCCUAUUUGUGUUUGUGAUUUUGACAACUAUUGGCAUAACCUAUACUGGAUCGGUGUAUGCGGACUACCUGCCCAUGGUUACCUCUCAGACCUACGAUAACACCCAAAGCGCGUAUAAUGUCAGCCGAAUCCUCAAUGCAGACCAUACCUUCAAUCUGGACAAAUACAAGACUUAUUCGCCCCUCUUUCUCGCGCCUACGUUCGCACUCAACUACGGACUGUCGUUUGCUGCGUUGACAGCUGUACUUGUUCAUACAGGUCUCUUCCACGGGAAGGAAAUCUGGUACCGAUACAAGACAGCUCGUAACCAGGAGCCGGAUGUGCAUUUGAAGAUGAUGAAGAAAUACCCAGAAGCCCCCGACUGGUGGUAUGUUGUGUUGUUCAUAUUAACUACUGCGAUGGGCCUCGCAUGCUGUCUUGCAUAUGACUCGCAACUCCCUUGGUGGACAUAUUUCAUCUCCAUUAUUCUGGCACUGGUCUUUGUCAUUCCUACCUGCUCAGUCUUGGCUAUAUCGAACAUAGCCCUGGCGCUGAAUGUUCUGUCUCCGUUCCUGGCCGGUUUCAUGAUUCCUGGUCGGCCCAUUGGCGUGAUGAUAUUCAAGGUUUACUCCACCAUCGUACUUGGGCAAGCCCAGACCUACAGCUCUGACUUGAAGAUGGCGCACUACAUGAAGAUUCCUCCCAAGACGACUUUCUGGUGCCAGGUAGUAGCGAGUAUAUGGGCCGUAAUAGUCCAAAUUGCUACAAUGAAUUGGACUUUAGGGAAUAUUCCAAAUUGCUGCGCAGCCAACCAACCUGCUAAGUUUAGCUGCCCGAACGGCAAGACGUUCUUCUCCUCGUCUAUCGUUUGGGGUGUCAUCGGACCCCAGCGCAUGUUCGGCACAGGCUCCAUCUACUCUCACUUCAACUGGUUCUGGCUGAUCGGUGCGACCCUUCCCCUUAUUAUCUGGGUGUGCACCCGGAAGCUCCACCUGGGAUUCGCUCGGCACCUGAACGCGCCUGUGAUGCUCGGCGCCAUGGGGUGGCUGCCGCCCGCCACGCCGCUUAGCUUUUCGUCCUGGGGGCUAUUCGGCCUCCUGUUUAACCACGUUAUAAAGAAUCGCUACAGGGGUUGGUGGCACAAUUACAAUUUCGUUACGGCGGCUGGACUGGAUGCAGGUCUAAUCAUCAGUACAAUUGUUAUCUUCUUCGCCAUAACACUGCCAGGAGUAACAAUACCACAGUGGUGGGGUAACGUGGAUGUCUUCAAUACCCUGGAUGCAUCCUACGACGCCUGGCUCCAAACUGUUCCCGAUGGAGGGACUUUCGGUCCUGCGAGUUGGUAG
Messenger RNA from Neoarthrinium moseri, 2418 nucleotides. RefSeq lists its product as uncharacterized. Lineage: Eukaryota; Fungi; Ascomycota; Sordariomycetes; Amphisphaeriales; Apiosporaceae. The transcript is spliced from 9 exons. Bases 1 to 2418 code for a protein of 805 amino acids. Gene Ontology annotation, molecular function: oligopeptide transmembrane transporter activity. The record is from RefSeq and is a predicted model, not a curated record. Gene Ontology annotation, biological process: transmembrane transport.